Messenger RNA from Hevea brasiliensis (rubber tree), 3180 nucleotides. Its product is annotated as beta-galactosidase 16. The transcript has 18 exons. Gene Ontology annotation, molecular function: carbohydrate binding; beta-galactosidase activity. The record is from RefSeq and is a predicted model, not a curated record. Gene Ontology annotation, biological process: carbohydrate metabolic process. NCBI's taxonomy places the organism in Eukaryota, Viridiplantae, Streptophyta, Magnoliopsida, Malpighiales, Euphorbiaceae. Gene Ontology annotation, cellular component: cell wall; vacuole. The coding region runs from base 501 to 2942 and encodes 813 amino acids.
CGUUUCUCUCUCUCUCUCUAUGAAAGAACCGUCCAAUUCUAUGCAAAUUUUCAGUUUUUGACGUGCAACACUACACCCUUUUCUCAGCCGGCUCUUACUCUGUCUUUCUUCUCCAUCUUUCUCUGCAACUUCUUUUUUUAAGAUUGAUUUAAUUUUAUUAGUAAUUGAACUCCAGACUUAGUAAUUGUAAAUUAUUUUAUUUUAAUUAAAAAACCUAAAAAAUGAUAAUAUUUUUUUAUGUCAAACACAAUCUCCAGCAAUAUAAAUACAGAAUCUCCCAAUUUUUGAAGACAAAUCCCAUUAAUACAUCGCCUAAGUUUUGCAAUUUCCAUGUUGCCUUACGUGCUUUCCCUUGUAUUUAAAGGAACUUGAAGCAGACUGAGAAUUCCAUUUCUCAGUCUUCGAUUUUAGUGAGAGUUUCUCUCUGUCUCUCUCUCCUCUUUCUCAGAGCGAGCGAGAGAGAGUUUUAUGCAUAUAUGAUUUUUGGCCAUUGACUAGACAUGGUGAAUGUUCUGUUUCUGCUGGUUCUACUAGCAGUUAUCACCACCGUUCGUGGCGGAGAUGUAACUUAUGAUGGUAGAUCCUUGAUCAUCGAUGGGCAGCGAAAGCUUCUCUUCUCUGGUUCUAUUCACUAUCCACGAAGCACUCCUGAGAUGUGGUCAUCUUUGAUAGCUAAAGCCAAGGAAGGAGGUCUGGAUGUGAUAGACACCUACGUAUUUUGGAACCUCCACGAGCCACAACCUGGUCAGUAUGAUUUCAGUGGAAGACGUGACAUUGUAAGAUUUAUUAAGGAAGUCCAAGCGCAAGGCCUCUACGUUUGUCUUAGGAUUGGACCCUUUAUUGAGGCUGAAUGGUCCUACGGAGGGCUACCAUUCUGGCUGCAUGACAUCUCAGGCAUUGUUUAUAGAUCAGAUAAUGAGCCUUUCAAGGUUCAGAUGCAAAAUUUUACAAAAACAAUAGUAGGAAUGAUGCAAUCAGAGAAGUUAUAUGCUUCACAAGGAGGCCCAAUUAUAUUAUCACAGAUUGAAAAUGAGUAUGGAACGGUGGAAAAAUCAUAUGGUGAGGAAGGGCCAAAAUAUGUUCAAUGGGCUGCUCAAAUGGCUGUUGCGCUUAACACCGGAGUGCCAUGGGUUAUGUGUAAACAAAACGAUGCUCCUGAUCCUGUGAUAAAUGCAUGCAACGGAAUGAGAUGUGGAGAGACAUUUGUCGGACCUAACUCGCCCAAUAAGCCUGCAAUUUGGACUGAGAAUUGGACUACUCGGUAUGUAAUAAAUGGCGAGAAUAUACGCAAGAGAGCUGUGGAGGACAUUGCAUUUCAUGUUACCCUAUUCAUCAUUGCAAAGAAUGGAAGCUUUGUCAACUAUUACAUGUAUCAUGGGGGAACCAAUUUUGGAAGGACAGCUUCUGAGUUUAUUCCAGCUAGCUAUUAUGAUCUAGCACCCCUUGAUGAGUAUGGAUUGAUAAGUCAGCCUAAAUGGGGUCAUCUUAAGGAACUGCAUGCUGCAAUUAAGCUGAGUUUAACUCCUUUACUUUCAGGAGUGCAAAUGAACAUCUCUCUAGGCCAGCAGCAACAGGCCUAUGUGUUUACUGGACAAGCAGGAGAAUGUGCAGCCUUUCUGGUCAACAGUGACACACAAAAUAGUGCUUCUGUGCAAUUCCAAAAUGCUUCGUAUGAUCUGCCUCCAAAAUCCAUAAGCAUCUUACCUGACUGCAAAAAUGUUGCCUUCAAUACUGCCAAGGUAAGCACUCAGUACACUACAAGAAGUAUGGUAAGAAACAGUUUGCUGGAUGGUGCACAAACGUGGGAAGAAUUCCAUGAAGCUAUUGUCAACUUUGAUGACACCUCAAUAAAAUCAGAAACUCUAUUGGAGCAAAUGAGUACUACCAAAGAUGCUUCUGAUUAUCUUUGGUACACUUUCAGAUUUCAGCAAGAAUCAUCCGAUACCCAAGCAGUACUGAAUGUGGGAUCUCUUGGCCAUGUUCUACGUGCAUUUGUCAAUGGUCAAGCAGUAGGAUAUGCUCAAGGAAGUCAUAAAAACCCAGAGUUCAACCUGCAGAGCACAGUAUCUUUGAGUGCAGGGAUUAACAAUGUUUCCUUGCUAAGUGUGAUGGUUGGAUUGCCGGAUUCAGGAGCACAUAUGGAGAGAAGGGCUGCUGGACUAAGUAGAGUAACGAUUCAAGAUAAUCAGGGUAAUAAGAAUUUUACCAACUAUUCAUGGGGAUAUCAGGCAGGAUUACUGGGUGAGAAGUUGCAAAUUUACAAAGAACAAGGCUCAAGCCGAAUCCAGUGGGCAAAGUUUUCCAAUGCUCAAAGUCCACUGACAUGGUAUAAGGCAUUGUUUAAUGCACCUCCAGGAGAUGUGCCGGUUGCUGUAAACCUUGUUUCCAUGGGAAAGGGUGAAGCUUGGGUUAACGGCUACAGCAUUGGAAGAUAUUGGCCCUCAUAUCGCUCACCAGAUGGAUCUUCACAAAUAUGGUACAAUGUGCCACGAUCUUUCCUCAAACCUACAGGAAACCUAUUAGUUCUUUUGGAAGAAGUGGGUGGGAAUCCUCUGCAAAUCUCAGUGGACACUGCCUCAAUCUCACAAGUAUGCAGUUAUGUGACUGCUUCUCAUCUUCCCCCUGUAUCUUCAUGGGUAGGAUAUGAUCAGAAAACUAAAGCAUAUAUGAAGAUAAAGAGCAGAAGACCAAUAGUUCAUUUGGGUUGCCCUUCAAAUAGCAAGAUUUCCAAUAUUACAUUUGCAAGCUAUGGAACUCCACUUGGUAACUGUACUGCUACUUAUGCAGUUGGCAAUUGUCAUUCCUAUUCUUCAAAAGCCAUUGUUGAAAAGGCAUGUCUGGGGAAAAUGAAUUGUUCAAUUCCUGUAUCAACAGGAUAUUUUGGUGGUGAUCCAUGUUCAGCCAAUGAAAAAUCUUUGCUGGUUGUUGCAGAAUGCAGAUAAGAGCAGCAAAUCUCAUACCAUUCCUUAGCUGGAAUGAUUUAGGAUUACCUUUAUGCAAUUUUUUUCCUCUCUUCUUGAGGAUAAUGCUUGUGUGAAUUUAAAUUUCAUUUUAAAGAAAUUAAUUUUCUGUAACCCAUUUACAGAUUUUAGUUGAUUAGAAUCAAAGGAGACAUUGCCCUUCACUGAUUUUAUUCAAUUGGAAAUUCAGGAAAUUAAUUUGAAAAACUUUUGAUGGUCA